CACGCCUGAAACUCUUCCCGCCAUUUCAGAAACCAGCCAACCUCAUGCUUUUCCUCUCCCCAGUUAGGGUUUAAGCAAAUUUUUAGAGUUUGAAACGAUGACGAGAGAAGAAGUUGAAGGUGGAAGGGACGAAAUGGAGAUUGACGGAUGUGAACAAAGGGAAGCGAAUGCGAUUCCCGAGGGAUUUGAUGCUAAUUAUCUCAAAAUUUAUUACGGGAAGCUAUUUCCACAUGCCGAUAUAUAUAAAUGGAUGUCGUACGGAAACGAUGGGAAGCAUCCUGGGUGUGAUCAGUCCUAUUUUGGCAGAAGGGAAUUCUCUUUCACCCUGGAGAAUGACAUUUAUUUGCGAUUCCAGUCUUUCUACGGCGCGUAUGAGCUCGAGAACUCCAUCAGAGAAAACUGUCCUGUUAAAAUCGAUAUCGGGCCUGUUUACAGCGUCGACCCUGCAAAGAGGCGUGCAUAUGCACAAACUGGUGAUAAUGUUUUCACUCCGGUGGAAAGGGAGCUAAUUUUCGAUAUAGAUAUAACAGAUUACGAUGAUGUUAGAUACUGCUGCUCUGGGGCCGAUGUUUGCUUUGCAUGCUGGCCACUGAUGACAAUAGCUAUCAAAGUUAUUGAUACUUCCCUCAGAGAUGAUUUUGGUUUCAAUCACAUUCUGUGGGUGUAUAGUGGGAGACGUGGUGUUCAUUGCUGGGUUUGUGAUGGGAAAGCAAGAAGGUUGACUAAUGAACAGAGGGGAGCUAUUGCUGACUAUUUCCGCGUUUACAAGGGAAAUGAGAAUAGUCAUAAAAAAGUGUCGUUAACUGGACAUGCUCUUCAUCCGUUCCUUGCGAGAUCAUACACCGAAGUUCUGAGGAACUUCUUUGAGCUGAAGCUGCUUCCAAGUCAAAAUUUAUUUUCAACCGAGGAGAGAUACGAAAAGAUCUUGGACAUGAUUCACGACGAAUCUGUUAAAUCUGAGCUUCGUGGGAAGUGGCAGGAGAAUAGGCGCUCUACCUCAAAAGAAGACAUUAAUGUUAUUCGAUGGGAGCAGCUGAAAAUUUUGCUGCAAUCAGGAAAACAGAAGGGACAAGGGCUGCGGAGGGGCAUCGAAGAGAUUGUUUUUUCUUAUACCUACCCUCGCCUUGACAUGGAGGUUUCAAAACACAUGAAUCACUUGCUAAAGGCACCGUUCUGUGUACAUCCAAAAACAGGUCAUGUUUGCGUUCCAAUUGAUCCAAAAAAAUGUGAGGAGUUUGAUCCUACUACGGUACCAACUCUUUCCAAGCUUUUACAAGAACUUAACAUGGAAGGGGCGAAAUCAGAGGUCGAGAAUGAUUGGGACAAAACCUCGCUCGGAAAAUCAAUCAGGUUCUUCAGAACAUCGUUCUUGCAGCCACUACUGAAAUCUUGCAAGGAGGAGAUAGAAAGUUCCUACAAGACAAAACUUCAGCAUUCAAAGAACUCCAUCAAUUGGUAGAGCUUUCCUCGUUAUUUUAUUACAAGAGACACUCCAGUUCUCAAAGUCCGGAUGCACUUUCAGUGUAAUUUCAUAUGAAGAAACAUAUUCUGCAGCUACUGAUAUGAUUGUAUAUCCCCAACCCCAACUUUUUUUUUUUUUUUUAAAUGAAAGUUGUAUGACGAAUUGUUGUGACAAUACAUUUUUAGUAUUCAAGCAGUCUGACCUGAUG
Morus notabilis is the source of this 1670-nucleotide messenger RNA. RefSeq names its product DNA primase small subunit. NCBI's taxonomy places the organism in Eukaryota, Viridiplantae, Streptophyta, Magnoliopsida, Rosales, Moraceae. The record is from RefSeq and is a predicted model, not a curated record. The coding region runs from base 98 to 1459 and encodes 453 amino acids. Gene Ontology annotation, biological process: DNA replication, synthesis of primer. The transcript is spliced from 17 exons. Gene Ontology annotation, cellular component: alpha DNA polymerase:primase complex.